CAUUCAUUCUUUAGUUCAUUCACUCAUCAUUACGCACAAAGAUUACACAAAAGUAGGGUCGUUGUGGAUCACAUAAUUGAUUUUUUACGAAUUUCAUCACAGUAACAAUGUUAGUGUAGUGUUUGUAUAUAUUGUUACGCCGUCAACGAUCAUGGGCUAUGACAUCGGGUGGAUAAUUCCUCGCCUCCGGAACCCUGGCAGGCUGUGGAACUGUGCAAGCUCUAUCACCGUAGCUGUCGUCGGUUUAUUUAGUAAAAUUAUCAUCGAGUUCCUGAACAAGACAACGGUGUACAACCGCGAGGUUUUGAAGCGCGCUGUCCACCGCCCGCCUGGUGUGCCGCUGCUCACCGUUUCCAACCACCACUCUUGUUUCGACGACCCGGGAUUAUGGGGCGUGCUGGAUUGCGUGACGCUAGUGCGAGGGUCGCGCAUGCGCUGGUCGCUCGCGGCGCACGACAUCUGCUUCACUAACGCGCUGCACUCGUGCUUCUUCGCGCUCGGCAAGUGUGUACCCGUCGUGCGAGGCGCCGGCGUCUAUCAGCCAGCAAUGGAUUUCUGCGUGGAGAGGCUAUCACGAGGCGAGUGGGUGCACAUAUUCCCCGAAGGUCGAGUGAACGUGGACAAAGAGCACAUCCGGUUCAAGUGGGGGGUGGGGAGGUUGAUCGCGGACAGUGCGCAGGCGCCGCUCGUGGUGCCCGUCUGGCAUGAAGGCAUGGAUCAGGUGCUGCCCAACUGUGAACCUUAUUUAUUGAAGUUCAGGAAAAGGGUGUUCCUGAAUGUCGGAGAGCCUAUACAGAUACAUCAUUUGUUGGAGAGGUUACGAAAAUCGAACGCAUCAGAAGAAGAAACCCGAAAGGCGAUCACGGACCGCAUCCAGGAAGAGCUGCUGAGGCUACGCGACCGCACGCACGCGCUCAUCGCCGCGCGGUCGGCGCUGGCGAGUGCACCGACGCGCCCCCCAUCCCCCGCCGCCCCGCACGAAGCGCGCAACGGCAAGGAGCGCGAGACAGACGCGGAGCAGUAACGGGGCCCAUGCCAUGACGAGGCGCGAUGUUUUGUUCUCCCUUGAACCUUUUGACGUAUGUCACUUGUCACAGUUAUGUCAGUGUGACAGUUGUCAAUGACUACGGUAGCCUCAUCAGUACAUUGGUGGUACAAGAACUGGGAACCGUAAGGUUGUCUUUAGGCAAUUGAAAGUAUUUUUCGAUAUAAAAAUACGCGAAAGUUGUCUGAAGGUAACCCUGAGUGUUACCAGGGCAGCAGUUGACGCGCCUUUGCCUAUCAGAAUAAAGACUCACCAAAAAAAGUAUAAAGGGCGCGUGCGACGUCACGAUCCGACAUGUGAAUGGCCAAUAAGAGCUGUAAACUCCAAAUCGAUACAGUUAGAGCGAUAACUAUCGAUUUAUACAUUCCCCGAAGUACAACAAAAGGUGUAUGUGAGUUUGUAUUUGUACGUGAUAGUAUCGCUCCCGACAUUCGCGCCUCUACCGACGAGCUUCAAUAGAUAAAUUAGCUAAACAUAUGUGUGAUUGUAUUGUAGAUACCGACUGCUAAUGUGGAAGACAGCGGCACAUUUUUACAUUGUCGAAGGGAUGAAAGUGAUAUACCUCUCCCCAAUCCCUGCCGCUCUGAAGGCCAGGAAGAGGAGCUGGAUUGUUUGAUGAUGUGAUGAUGUAAAAGGCUGUUAAUAUGACCUCGAACUAGUCUAAAAAUUUUGGAUAAAUAUAAUUUCAGACCAACCAAACUUGGACAUAAUAUCAGUCAAAAUUAGUAUGGAUAACACAAUUCAUUUCAAUGGCAUACAGAUUGAGGAUAGUUAUACCACUGUCCCUAUCCACCACAUUAGAAGUACGUGAACUAGUAUUCGGUUUGGGCAAGUGCGGGUGAGAGGUUUGACAUAGUGAGUGACAUUAUAGAACUGUUUUAUGUAAGUAGUGAAAGUGGCCAGCGUUCGUGUGUUUGUUUUUAUUCGCAUCGUUGUUCGUUUGACAACUCCCUGUGUAAAUAUGACUCGGGGCGAGAUGCUUUUGUGUGACAGUCUAAGUAUAUAGUUUGAAUAUGGUAAUAAUUGUGGGUGAGAGUAUGAAUCAAAUAUGCUAUUAAGAAAAAAUAAAUUUGCAGUUAUCAAUAACUUCAAAUACUUACAUUAGAAUUCUCAUCAAGUUAACAUACUGUAUGAUUUAUAUUUAUGUGCAAAUCAUUCAACUGGUUGAUUCAGUGUUAGACAAAUAUAUUGUAUUAUCUACAAUCAGCGUCAAAUUAAUGUAUAAAGAUGUUACAAGUCAAGGUAUAUUCAUUUGGAACUGAUAGAAUCUACAUUUUGAACAAAUCGGAACUAUACUUAACAAUACACAAACAUCUCGCCUCAAUACUCUAUAAUUGUGCCACUCGGUGCACACUCGAUUUUUCUAUACAAUUUUAUAAAAAUAUUUUGAGAUUUGUUACGAGCGUUUACCUAGUCGACGGCAUUGUGUGCGCUGUCAUUAAGUGUUCCCGUGAACAAUUUCUCAGACCGUUUGGAAAAGAUAGAAUUAAAUAAAAUGACACUUUAAAAUUAAUUAUUAUAGGUGUUGGCACGUAAGUUGAUCGUUCAGAAAUAUGGAAGGGAAAAAUACAUUUUAUGAGGGUACUUGAUCACUCAAAUCAAUCAUAUCAAUAAUGCUGUAAAACAAGAUAAAUUGGGAGGACAAUAUUAGGACAAAUAAGCCAGAUGUCUCGUUAGAACAAAUAUUUAUUUUAAUUGUGCUCUAAGUUCAGUAAUAUUCUCAAUUAAAAUAUUGACCCCAUAACUUUCGUGUACCGUUUUAGGCAAGAAAAUACCAUGUCCAGUGAUUUGUUAGUCCAUGGUAAACUACACAUUAGAAGUUUAUGUCUAAAAUAUUUGGUCAUUCAUCACCGGUCAAGUUAUGUGCUAAUGCUUCAAACAAUAUAGUUAUUAGAAUGCCUCAAAUAAUAAUAUUUUAUGUAUAUCAUUAAAAUUUCGAUAAGAUGUAACAAGCAUUGCCGAGUCACAAAAUAGUAUUAUUAGUCAAAUUAUGUAAAGGACAUUGCUUGUUAAUCGACGGUUUUAGAAUAUUUUACAACAAAAUAAUUUAUUGUAAGCAUUCAUUCGUAACGAACGUCUGAGAAUUUGCCAAAUGAAAUAGGCGCUUUCAUUGCCCGUUGCGGGGCGGGGCCGAGGAAUCACCAUGUACAUUGACAUUAAACAUGACAGUUGUCAAACAUAUUUGCUACUUCUAUCCCAAUUAAAAUAUGAACACAUAUCCUCAAUAUCAAUUGUUGAUAUUAAACGACAAAAAGGUCCAAAGAAUCUCUCUUCCCAGUGACUUUCCCAGUCUAUUCUCUCCAUCAAGUUCAGCAUUAUACUCAAUGCAAUUCAGUGAGUGGAAGGUGACGACUUACCAUCAUUGAUCCAUUGUUCUUUUAAAUAAUUUACUAAAUUAUAUUUUUUUAUUACUUGAAUGCACGGUCCCGCCCCUGCCACGGAUGUGUGUGAACGAACCUACUCUAUCUUUUCCGCCUGGUCUGGUCCCGCUUUACGUUUUUAUUUAUGUUCCUUGUAAACGAGUCUUCCGUGAGUUUUAUUUAUAUUUAUUGUGAUUGUGUUUACGGCUGGGCUGUCCUCAUCUGUGCACAAAGGGACAGCGCGGCGGCGGCUAUGACGACGCGGUUGUAAACGAGCUUCGUGUAUCAGAUCUACUUCAAUGAAUACCGUGUUUUUUUUCACUGAAUGAUAAAGGAAAUAAAUCGUUCAUGUUAUGAUACAAGAUCAAUCUGUAACGAAUUGCAGCUCCAUAGAAAAUUAAAAUUGUAAAAAAAAUAUGACAUCGUCACCAGAUGGUGACUUUGUUAGAGUCCAAUAAUUAUUGUAAUGUGUUUCAAACCAAUACACAAAAUUGCUUGUAUGCUAGUUCAGAAUUUUGAACAGUGAUAAGUACUAUCUACACGGGGUUAAGAGAGCUAUUGCAUUGCGGUAUUUAUUGGAGUUGAUCUAAUUUAUAGUCUGUACCGAUGAUGCAUAUGGGGUAGAUCACUGUCAAAUUAGAUCCAUGUAGAGGGCGCUGUAUUUAAAAAUAUAUUUUUAGGAAUUACUUUUAAUAAAUGGAAUGUUCUGCAUUAUUAAUGAAUAAAUAUAAUCCACCUAUUCAAGUUAUUUGUGGGGUAAACAGUGACUUAUAAUUUGACAGCAGUCUGCCCCACUGUCGCACAACGUUUAAUAUACGGCAUCUGCAUAUCAAAUGUAAAUACAUAUUUAUAGAUGUAACGUAGUUAUUGUUUAAAUACCUCAGUAAGAGGACGCGCCGAGUUGGGUGUAGUUAGGGUUGGGGCGCACUAGGAAAGCAGUUUGAGAUUAACGGCAGUUUGAAGAUACGACGUUGGAUUGUGCUUUAUUCAAAUCAAAAAAUAGCCUCUUUUUAUUUGAUCGGUUCGUAGACGCCUCUCAUAUUGUAGAGGUUUACGAUCGAUGGUGAUCAAUCGCUUGUUCCAUAUAAAAUUUAAAAGCUGUUAUAUGAGGGAAAUAUUUUAUAUGGAACACUAUAAGAGAAGCUAUUUCAAUGAUCGCAAACUAUUCGCCUUGUGUGACGGGUAAGCGCGUAGGGCUCGGCGCGUCGGUGUUGGAGCGUGUACAUACUAGAUAGUGCUUUUGUGUUAAGCGAUAAUGAUCAUGUUCUGUUAUCCGUUACUAAUGUAUGUGAUUUUUAAAUGUCUACCUUUUUAAUAAAUGGAUGGAUUUUACUGUA
Manduca sexta (tobacco hornworm) is the source of this 4742-nucleotide messenger RNA. It is a transcript of the gene Taz, whose product is annotated as tafazzin homolog. Gene Ontology annotation, biological process: cardiolipin acyl-chain remodeling; inner mitochondrial membrane organization. Gene Ontology annotation, molecular function: 1-acylglycerophosphocholine O-acyltransferase activity. Lineage: Eukaryota; Metazoa; Arthropoda; Insecta; Lepidoptera; Sphingidae. Gene Ontology annotation, cellular component: mitochondrial membrane. The record is from RefSeq and is a predicted model, not a curated record.